Molecule: messenger RNA, 5249 nt
Organism: Coregonus sp. 'balchen'
Lineage: Eukaryota; Metazoa; Chordata; Actinopteri; Salmoniformes; Salmonidae
Source: the annotation of a GenBank genome assembly
AUGAUAAAUGGUGAAAACCUUUUUUCUUAUUUAUCAGUCAGUGACAUGACUCCGUAAUGAUACUAAAAGCUGGAAAUGCUAAAUCUUUCAUAGACUGGUCUUUCAGUUAUUUUCAAUUGGUUAGCAGGGCUGGGAGAGAAUAAAAGCUGUGUUGCAGUGACCAUGUCAUAACUACAGGGGGCACUGUGUGAUGUCUUUAGCCUCCUUCUGUGGUGUGUUUCAGAACUGCGCUGCAGCCCUGGACAGUUUGCCUGCCGCAGUGGGAAGAUGCAAUGCAUCCCGAUGUCCUGGCAGUGUGACGGCUGGACGGCUUGUGAGGACAAGAGCGAUGAGUUGGACUGCCCCCGUGAGUGAAACAUCUUUAACCCUUUACCCAGACUCCAACCUGAACUCUAGUCCCCUUUUCAAAACAAUUAGGGCUGGAUUUAAAAUGGAUUAAAUCUAGAUUUUGUGGCACUGGCCUACAUACAAUAUCCCAUAAUGUCAAAGUGGAAUUGUUUAAAAAAAACAAAUAAAUGAAAAGCUAAAAUGUCUUGAGUCAAUAAAUAUUCAAACCCUUUGUUAUGGCAAGCCUAAAUAAGUAUGCUGAACAAGUCACGUAAUAAGUUGCAUGGACUCACUGUGUGCAAUAAUAGUGUUUAACAUGAUUUUUGAAAAUACAUUUAAAAAAGCAGGCAUUGAAUAUCCCUUUGCGCAUGGUGAAGUUAUUAAUUACACUUUGGAUGGUGUAUCAAUCAAUACACACAGUCACUACAAAGAUACAGGUGUCCUUCCUAACUGUUGCCUGAGAGGAAGGAAACCACUAAGGGGUUUCACCAUGAGGCCAAUGGUGACUUUAAAACAGUUACAGAGUUUAAUAGCUGUGAUCGGAGAAAACUGAGGAUGGAUCAACAUUGUAGAUACUCCACAAUACUAACCUAAAUGACAGUGAAAAGAAGGAAGCCUGUACAAAAUAAAAUAUUCCAAAAUAUGCAUGCUGUUUGCAAUAAGACACUAAGUAAAACUGCAUAAAACGUGGCAAAGAAAUUAACUAUGUCCUGAAUAUAAUGCGUUAUGUUUGGGGCAAACACAACACAUCACUGAGUACCACUUCAUAUUUUCAAGCAUGGUGGUGGCUGCAUCAUGUUAUGGAUAUGCUUAUCAUCGGCAAGGACUAGGAAGUUUUUUUUUUAGCACAGGCAAAAUCCUAAAGGAAAACCUGGUUCAGUCUCCUUUCCAACAGACACUGGGAGACAUUGAUCUUUCAGAAGGAUAAUAACCUAUAACACAAGGCCGAAUAUACACAGGAGUUGUUUACCAAGACGACAUUGAAUGUUCCUGAGUGGCCUAGUUACAGUUUUUACUUAAAUCGGUUUGAAAAUCUAUGGAUAGACUUGAAAAUGGCUGUCUAGCAAUGAUCAACAACCAACUUGACAGAGCUUGAAGAAUUUAAAAAAUAAUAGUUUGCCGAUAUUGUACAAGCCAGAUGUGCAAAGCUCUUAGACGUACCUAGAAAGACUCACAGCUGUAAUCGCUGCCAAAGGUGAUUCUAACAUGUAUUAUUGACUCUUUGAAAUUAUGGGGUAUUUUGUAUAGAUGGGUGAGGAAAAAAAUCAAUUUAAUCAAUUUUGAAUUCGGCUGUAACACAACAAAAGUGGAAUAAGUCAAGGGGUAUGAAUAUUUUCUGAAGGCUCACUAUUUUAAAAACAAGAUGGAGAACAAGCUAUAGGAUGAAAAAUACCAGAGUUCUGGCUCGGGUACAUCUGACUAGCGCUAGCUAACGCUACCUAGCAAACAUUUUAUUAUUAUUAUUAUUAUUAUUAUUAAAAAUACAAAUUGAUACUUGGAGUCAAAUUAUCAAUACAGUAUUUUCCAAAAUAAUAUUGCGAUAUGUAACUAUCGAUUUCUUUCCUCUUAUCCCCCAAUCACUACAAACAAUCACGUGACUAUGUCCAUUUUUAUUGUAUUGCAUGCUCCAAAGUGAAGGACAGAGACUUUGUACAUCCCCAAAAUACUACAAUAAGCCAUAUCUUGAACAGCGGUCAGAGCCGAUCUAUAUUUCUUAGAAACAACUUUCUAAAUGUCAGGGGAAACACCAAACUCAUUCUGAGUAAACGUUUUCUCAACACCUUUUAUUGAGAGCUUUGUUUUUUGAUCUCUCUUGGGGAUAUGGUUCCAUAUUGCAGUAGUAAGCGGUUGAAGGAAAUCGUUUUGUUUCCAUUACUUCCUGAAUAAGCGCUGAUCUCUGGCUGCAUAAUAGGGUACACACAUAGCAUGUGACCUCCUAUAACACGGCCAUCUUGUUUAAUCUUGACUGUGUGCAUAUUACAUUAUUUGAUAAAUGGUGGCAAAAACCAGAAUUUUUUUUAUAUGUAUUUAUUGUCAUGAGAAAUAAAUAGAUUUUUUUUGCCAUUGAUGACCUGUGAAUGGACUAAAUAAGCAGUUUCUUCAUGCCCUUAAUGAGAAGUUCCUUCACAAUAAACAAAGCUGUCUUCAGAAGGUUUUUUAUGAACUGCAGCCAGUAACCACAGUACAUUCCUUCAAUUUAAAUACUGCCUCUUCUGUUCUCGCUCUCUCUCUCUCUCUCUCUCUCUCUCUCGUCCUCCCUUUCAGCCAUGAAGGAGGAGACAUUACACUUUGCCAAUGGGUUUGGUAACGAGUUUGACCAAGUGGAAGACGUCAUCGGUGUGGCCCAGCCUGUGCGCUUUAACAGUAAGACCAACGUCUAACUCUCCCUCCAUCAAUCCUUCACUCACUGCUCAUCCCAAAAAAUUAGCAAAAAAUAUUUGUAUUUGUUGUUGCUAAAAGAACCGAUGGAAAGUUUUGUUACUGGACUUAUUGUAGGAGCUCUAAAGCACUUUUCCCCUCCACAGAGAAGUGCCCUAGUGGGUGGCAUCACUACGAGAAGACAGCCAGCUGCUACAAAGUGUACCUGAGGAAUGAGAACUACUGGCAGGCUGUGGACACCUGUCAGAAAGUCAAUGGCUCGUUGGCGACCUUCGUCACCAACGAGGAACUGCAGUUCAUCCUCAAGAUUGAGGUGGAUUUCGACGAGGAAGUGUGCGAGCGCAGAGACCAGUGCAAGUGAGUGUGUGUGUGUUUGCUAAGGAUGUGUUACAUUAAGUAAUAGUGUUGAUAUGAAUGCCUGAAGGCUGAAGCAGAUUCUUUACUGUGCAGACUAAUUUGUUAUUAUUUCAUCCACUUUCUCUUUCAGGUUCUGGGUGGGUUACCAGUAUGUAAUCACCAAUCAGAACCAUUCACUGGAGGGCCAUUGGGAAGUGUCAUAUAAAGGUGGGUGCGGACAUUGUUCAUUUUAAUUAAAGUAUAUUGUGCUUGAAUCCCGCUGAAAAUAAGCAAAAAGGAGCAGAUGCAACUCAUUGUCAUGCUCUAACCACCAUGAUUGGUCAAAGCAUUAAACCUGUAUUUGUCUUACGAUUCAUCUGGUUUCUUUCUCUCUCUGUUCCCUUACAGGGUCGAUGCAGGUGUUCUUGCCGCCAGAGGGCCUGACUAAUUUCGGAGAGGCAUCUCCGACCCAGGACAAUGUCUUCUGUGCCCAGCUGCAGCGCUUCCAGAUCAAGAGUAUGAACGAGCGCGGCCUUCACAGCUGGCACGCCGAGAACUGCUACAAGAAGUUCCCCUUUCUGUGCAAGAGUAGUACGUCUGCUCUUAUCAAAACCCAAUGACCUAUGCAUCUUCACAGGAGAUCAAAGUAGCUUGAUUGGAACAAGUGUAGAUGCUCAGCUGAAACCUGGUUGUUUGAGUCAUAAGAUUCAUGAAAUUCUUGGGUGCUGAAAUGCGUACCCAAAUCAGGGAAGUCCAGCAUCCUGUGUUAGUGUAGGUAUGGUUUUUUGUUGGUUCUGGUCUUAAACCUUUGAUUGUCUUUAACAGGGCAGACAUGUGUGGACAUAAAGGACCAGGUGGUGACCGAGGGGUACUACUUCACCCCUAAGGGAGAAGACCCGUGCCUGAGCUGCACAUGUCACGAAGGCGAGCCAGAGAUGUGUGUGGCUGCGCUGUGUAAUCGGCCGGAGGGCUGCAAGAACUUCGGCAAGGACCCCAAGGAGUGCUGCAAGUUCACCUGCCUGGACCGAGGUACUAUCUAACUACUCCCACAAUUCCCUGAACAAAAACUAGAAACUAUGGGUGUUUGUGAAUGUUCCACAAGGUGGAGCUCUUAAGUUGAAUCUCUCUUGUCCUGUCAUGUUGCUCAACAAUAUUUGGCGCUGUAAUUUCUGGAGAGAAAAUUCAGAAACACUUGAAAUGUAUAAAAAUGUAGAUCCUGUCUGUGUUUUAGAAGGCAGCAGCCUGUUUGACUCCAUGGCCAGUGGGAUGCGUCUGAUCGUCAGCUGUAUCUCCUCCUUCCUCAUCCUCUCUCUGCUGCUCUUCAUGGUGCACAGGCUCCGGCAGCGCAGACGCGAGCGCAUCGAAACACUCAUUGGAGGUAACCGUACGCAUCAUAUAAUCACACUCCUACAAACAACAGAUGGCACCAAGUUCGCUGCCAUCCCGUGGGGGAAAGCCCUGUUUGGCCUUUGAACAAACACAGGGAACGCCUCUCCUUACCAGCCUGUUCUAGCUUCUAGCCUGUCUCUGGUACUUCAGUGUAUUCAAAUGUUUAUGCAUUCAACUGCAUUGAAUGAUGAUUGGUUGGUUUCAAUUGUUCUCACUCUGUCUUUCUCUUUGCUCUCUCUAUCCUCAGUGCACCAUUUCAACCUUGGGCGGCGAGUCCCAGGCUUUGACUAUGGCCCGGACGCUUUUGGCACUGGCCUCACUCCCCUGCACCUCUCUGAUGAUGGAGAGAGAGGCGCAUUUCAUUUCCAGGAACCUCCCCCUCCCUACGCUGCCUACAAAUACCCUGACAUCCAGCACCCAGACGACCCCCCUCCUCCCUACGACGCCUCCAUCAACCCAGACAGUAUCCUCUAUGUGGACCUCGGUAGGAUCACCCUGUGCUGUUAAUGUGAACGUGUUUUCCUCACUUCCUGUGAUGUAACAUUUGUGAUUUUUUUACUAGACUCACAUACUAGGUUGAGUAUCUUAACUGUUUCUGAACCCUGUCAGCACUGUUCUUGUUGUUCUCCACAGCACGCCAUGGUGUUCAGAUGAUCCCUAGUCAGAUGAGGGACGUGGUAGAUGCCAUGACAGAUGCCCCAGCGCCACAUGUCCCCGAGCCAGACCCCGUGCCAAUGUCCCCCCAGGAACGGGAGGACUCCAUCGACAGCAGCACCCUCCUGGUGGGGCCCGCCACGCCCCUGACUCCAUGCCUGUAG